Poeciliopsis prolifica (blackstripe livebearer) is the source of this 2944-nucleotide messenger RNA. RefSeq names its product gastrula zinc finger protein XlCGF57.1-like. The coding region runs from base 68 to 1387 and encodes 439 amino acids. The transcript has a single exon. Gene Ontology annotation, molecular function: RNA polymerase II cis-regulatory region sequence-specific DNA binding; DNA-binding transcription activator activity, RNA polymerase II-specific. The record is from RefSeq and is a predicted model, not a curated record. Lineage: Eukaryota; Metazoa; Chordata; Actinopteri; Cyprinodontiformes; Poeciliidae. Gene Ontology annotation, cellular component: nucleus. Gene Ontology annotation, biological process: regulation of transcription by RNA polymerase II.
UUUGAACGGUUCUGAUUCUCAGCUGGAAGGUUUUUCUUUUAGGUGUUUGGUUAACAGAAAAUAUACAAUGAAGAAGAAUUUGAAAUUAAGGGAUUCCCAAAUGGAUCUGAAAUGUUUUAUCUGUAAUGAAUGUGGCAAGAGCUUUCUGAGGGAAAAUCUUCUUAAAAUACAUGUGAGAAUCCAUACAGGGGAGAAACCAUUUAGUUGUGAACUUUGUGGGCAAAGAUUUAUACAAAAAUCCAACUUGAACAGGCACAUGAGAUUCCACACAGGAGAGAAACCAUUUUGGUGUCAUCUCUGUGGACAGACCUUUAGUUGGAAGUCCAGUUUAGACUGUCACAUGAGAAUCCACACAGGAGAGAAACCAUUCAGUUGUGAUUUCUGUGGACAAACAUUUGGUGAGAAAUCGGUUCUAAACACUCACAUGAGGAUUCACACUGGAGACAAACCUUUUAGCUGUGAUGUUUGUGAACAAAGAUUUAACCAAAGCUCACAUCUAAAAAGGCACAUGAGAAUCCACACUGGAGAGAAACCAUAUUGCUGUGAGGUCUGUGGGCAACGAUUUGGUGAUAAAUCAGUGCUAAAUAUUCACAUGGGAAACCAUACAGGAGACAAACCAUUUGGUUGUCAUGUUUGUGGACAGCGAUUUAGUCGUAAGUGUAUUUUAGACAGUCACAUGAGAAUCCACACAGGAGACAAACCUUUUAACUGUGAUCUUUGUGGGAAAAGAUUUAGCCACAAGUCAGCUGUGAACAUCCACAGGAGAAUCCAUACAGGUGAAAACACAUUUUGUUGUCAAACAUGUGGAAAAAAAUUUAGUCGCAAGUCAGGUUUAGAGAGUCACAUGAGAAUCCACACUGGAGAACAACCUUUCAGAUGUGAUGUUUGUGGACAAAAAUGCAACGAAAGAGCACAUUUAAAAAAGCACAUGGGAAUCCACACAGGAGAAAAACCAUUUGGUUGUGAUGUCUGUGGAAAAAACUUUAGAGAUAAAUGGCAUUUCAAGAGUCACAUGAGGGUCCACACAGGAGAGAAACCAUUUAGUUGUGAUAUUUGUGGAAAGGGAUUUAAUGAUAAAUCAGAUUCCAAUAAUCACAUGAAAAUCCACACAGGAGAAAAACCAUUUGCUUGUGAGCUUUGUGGACAAAGAUUUAGACGAAAACCCUGUUUGAACAUUCACAUGAGAAUCCACACUGGAGAAAAACCUUUUGGUUGUGAUUUUUGUGGGAAAACAUUUAGUCAAAAAUCCUAUUUAAAAAUUCACAUGAGAAUUCACACAGGAGACAAACCAUUCAGUUGUGACGUUUGUGGGAAAAAAUUUAACAGCAAGUCAAAUUUAAAAAGUCACAUGAAGAUUCACACAGGAGCAGAAACUGUUCACAUGUGAAUAUUAAGACAUCUUGAUGUGAACUACUUGAAAGACUGCAAAGGUGUUUCUAAAAUCCAUUUUCCUAGUAAGAAUUGAAGUGUUUGUGUUAAGCUGAUGUUCAUUUACUGAGCCGACAUGAAGCCUGGUUUUGCAGCUGCAGGUUUGACGGCCUGUGAGCUCAAAGGGGUUUGCAGCUGCUGCACACACAUUGGGUUUAUUUUUUUAAAACAAUGUUUUUACAUUGACCAUCUUUAUGAAUAUUUCCAAGAUUUCAUGAAAAAAAAAAACAGAAAAUUGCAUUCUGGAUGUUGUGGUCCAUUCUAAAAGACUUGUUUUUGUGAUUCAUGUGUUUGCCAUAUAUUUGCAAGGUCAGGGGUCAGUUUAGGCACUUAAGGCACAAUUACAUCAUGAGACAAACUAACACUUUUUGUGGUUGUUGGUUUUGAUUUUUGUCAACAUUUAAAAAAAUAUUUUAAAAGAACUAUUGAUACUCAAUGCAGCACAAGAUGAGAGUGGAGUGUGUUGGUUCAUAGAUAUUUUUGGCCAAAGGAGAAUUAAUCUAAGGUCAAAUUGAACAUUUCAACAUAAUUGUUCCUUUAAACACCCAGAUUUCUAAAACAGGUGUGACGUGUCAGGUUUACUUUGGUGAGUUCAGUGAGAAAAUUAUGAACCCAAAAGUUACCUACAGACGAGUUUGAGUAACAAAUGUUUUUAUGACAAGAAAAGAACUCAUUUAAAUUUAGCUCGCCUCAGUUUUUAGCCAGAACUGAACUUCUGUCAAUCAAUCCUGUGAAUUCAUUACAAAAUGAAGUAAGAAAAUCACUAGAAGAUGUUUCUGCUAAUUCACUCAUGUUUUAUAAUUAUUUACUAAAGAAAUAUUUUGAAGAAAACCUGAAAAUAUCAGUGAUUUUCUGGUUUCUCAGGUUAAAAUGCAGCUGAAACUGAGAACAUUUGGACUCAUGAGGAAACCAAUCCAGCACCACCUGUGCCAUCAUGUUAACACAAUUAAGAUUUUAAAUCAACAGUAACCAAUUCCUGUUUCAGUGCCUGAAAAAUUUCUGUCCUUCCAGGACUGUCCUUUGUUUUCAUAAAGAAUAAAAUUAGAGCCUGAAAAGUUUUAGUUUGGACCUGAUCAGAGGUUCUGGUGCUGCAGAGCUCAGAUUGCUCAAACGGGUGAUAAAUGGGAUUUUGUGUGUAAUUUGUGAAGGUUUUAGAGUUGAUGCAGUUGAGAGAAACAUGAGAACUUGGCAUGUUUAACCACAAGAGGGCAGCAGAGUUCUGAGUGAUCAUCAGUAACAGAAGCAGCCGAAGUUUAAUUUAUACAGCAGAUUUUAUUAAAACCCCAAAAUUAUUAAACCUUUUCCUGAAGGUAAAUGAAAUGCACAGCUCUGUUGACGUGGUUUGAACUGAAUCCGUUCAUUUCUGUUUGAUUCUAAGACUUUAUCGACUUUCGCAGGAGAGAAGAACUUAGGUGUUGUGUGUCAGUUGGUCGCCGAGGCGCCCAGAGCCCAGGAUGUCCUGGUUUCAAACCAUUAUGAUUGGAACUGAAUGAAAAUAAAAGAAUAUAAACACUAA